Ictalurus punctatus (channel catfish) is the source of this 1904-nucleotide messenger RNA. It is a transcript of the gene slc67a1, whose product is annotated as solute carrier family 22 member 18. NCBI's taxonomy places the organism in Eukaryota, Metazoa, Chordata, Actinopteri, Siluriformes, Ictaluridae. The record is from RefSeq and is a predicted model, not a curated record. Bases 631 to 1662 code for a protein of 343 amino acids. Gene Ontology annotation, biological process: transmembrane transport. The transcript is spliced from 10 exons. Gene Ontology annotation, molecular function: transmembrane transporter activity.
GCGACGUUCACCAAAAAGAACCGACUCCUUCGGAAACGACUCCUCUCUGUAGUCCAGCGUUGACAUUCAUGGAGGCAAAAUCUUUACGUUGUGUUCUUGUUUUCUUUCGUUUUUAAUAAACAUAGCAAUUAAACAUAAGUUGCUGGCGAUAUUUAAGCCCGUUUUAUAGUUUUGUCUCCCGACUGCAGACGUGUUUUUUGUUUUAAGUGGUGAUUCGGGCAAAGUUCAGUGUUCUGCCGUGUGUAUGGUCCAGGUCGUGUACUCCCGGAGUUCUAUCAUUCUGGAGAUCUAUCACUUUUGUUACUUUGCGUGUUACUAUCAAGUUCCUGAAGUAGAAAAGACUAACAGAUUAGACUGAUUUGUCUUGGUUUCAUUUUGGACCGAGAACGUGUGAAAGAAGCGGAAUCGGAGGAGACCGAGACAACAGUAAUACUUUUAAUUUACGAGAAAUAGUCAUGGAUCCACCUCCAGCUGCAAAAGUGAAGAAAGUGUUACAUGUUACAUACCUGAUCGCUACUUUGGACGUAACGUGGAUGUUCCUUCAGUUUUCAAUAACACCGGAAGUAUUUGGCAAGAAGGCUGGGAUUUGACACACUCUGGUUUGGAUACCUACAGACAACUGUAGGAGUGAUGCAGCUCCUCGGGGGCCCUGUGUUUGGAAGGUUUGCAGAUAUUUUUGGAGCACGUGCUGCUCUCUCCCUGUCCUGCUUAGCAUCAGUCAUUUAUUUUUUGCUGCUAGCAGCAGCAGACAGUGCAUUGUUACUUUUUCUGCACAAACUUCCUGCUGUGUUCAUGCAUGCCUUGCCAGGAUCACAGAUGGUUGUCACAGACCUGUCUGAGAAGAACAGGCGAGCAGAUGCCCUCGCAAAGCUUGGUCUCUGUUUUGGUAUUGGCAUGAUUACAGGGUCGUCAUUGGGAGGCACCCUGAGCACACGCUUUGGGGAGAAGUUUGCAGCAUAUGUGGCUUCUGGAGGAAGUGUUAUCAAUCUACUGCUGGUGCUGAAAUUCAUUCCUAAACACACAAAAAGACACAACAUAAAGAACAACAACACUGGCUCUGUGUUUAAUUUUGGGGAGAUUGUCAGGCUGAUGAAGUUUCCAGGUGUUGCACAGACUUUCACUGUGAAGAUCAUCUCAGGACUGCCAUCUGGUGUUUUUCAGGUUAUGUUCUCCAUCAUUGUCAUGAACUUUUUCCAGCUGCAGGCAGAGCAAAAUGGGUACCUGAUGGCAUACCUUGGUGUGUUGCAAAUGGUUAUUCAGGGUGCUGUUAUUGGCCGUCUCACCACAAGAUAUUCAGAGAAUGCAUUACUACUGUUUUCAAUAGGCCUGAACAGCUUGGUGGGGCUUGCACAGGCCCUAACCACUAAUAUGUUACAGUUCUGCUUUGUUGUUAUUCCAAUGAUGCUGUCACUCAGCAUCUUCAAUGUCAUCACAGACAGUAUGCUAACAAAGAGUGUCCCAGCUUCUGACUCAGGGACCAUGCUAGGUUUGUGUGCAUCUGUGCUGUCUCUGGUGCGCACAAUUGGGCCAACUAUUGGAGGUUUCCUUUAUGAGACAUUUGGUGUGGCAUCAUUUGGAUACAUUCAGUUUGCUGUCAGUGCUACAACCUUUACCCUGCUGUUCAUGUCAAGCACAAGGAGGAACACAGCCCACUACAGAUGAACCCUGGCUGUAGUUAAGUACGUGUGCAAAUUUCCUUUGCACUUCAAAUGUAUCUGAUGUUUAUUACUGCUGAUGUUAAAACUGUUGGUUUGUCUACCAUGUAAUUACAGUUUGUUAGGACAUCGUUUUUAGCUCCAAUUUAAAGUUUUAUUAUAUUCUUUAUGAAAAUUAUGUGACAAUGGAAAGAAUACAUUUUUGUAAAUGAUAAGCAUAAAUAAAUAAAACAAAAUAAAUUAAACAAA